CGUGACGUCAUCUCCGGUUCUGCCAUUUUGCGGAUCGGUCUCGAGCUGCUGGUGCGUUUCUUACCGAAUACCGAUAAUAUAGUCUUAACAAUAAAGCCCAAUUAAACCGGCAAAAUGUCAGAUUUUGAUAGCAACCCCUUCGCGGACCCGGACUUCAGCAACCCGUUUCAGGAUCCAUCAGUGACACAAGUAACGCAGACUGCCCCGCCUGGCCUGGAGGAGUAUAACCCUUUCACAGACACAAAGCCGGUCCCGCCAGGCUCCGCCCCUAAAUCAGUCCCACCCACAGCAAACACACAGCCAGCCAUCAUGAAACCCACCGAAGAACCGCCAGCCUACACUCAACCUCAGCAGACACAGGAUCAGGCGCGAGCCCAAGCGGAGUUGUUGCAGAGACAGGAGGAGCUGGAGAGAAAAGCCGCUGAGCUGGACCGCAGGGAGAGGGAGAUGCAGUCUCUCAGCGCAUCAGGAGGUGAGUUAUUAGCCUCUAUGCUGCAUCGCUUAUUCUGGAGUGACAGCUCUUUUAGGUUCUUUGUCUUCUUCUUCAUCUAUAUCUGCCAGUUUGGUGUCCAUGUGCUGCAAGCUAUCGGCAUUGCAGGUUGGGGUGCUAGCGGCUGGAUCUCAGCGCUGACCGGGCUGAACACAAGUAUUCCCGUCGGCAUCAUCAUGAUCCUGAUUGCUGCACUCUUCACUGCAUCGGCUGUCAUCUCUCUCAUCAUGUUUAAAAAGGUUCAUGCGCUGUACCGAACCACUGGCGCCAGUUUUGAGAAGGCGCAGCAGGAGUUCGCCACCGGCGUCAUGGCCAACAAAACGGUACAAACCGCCACCGCUAACGCCGCCUCCUCUGCUGCCCGGGGAGCCUUCAAAGAGCAGAUCUGAUUGGUCCAGAGAACUCUGACUCCGCCCAUGCUACUCUGACCCCGCCCUCCGCAUUCCUCCAAACUGUCUUUUCAGCCAUUCGUCAUCUCAGACUGGCUGUUCAAGACCACACCCACUCUCAUUGACUUAAUGCACUCCUGUGACUGACAGACUCCGCCCACAGCCCCGCCCCUCCUGUCAAUCAGCAGGUGUGCUCACCUGUUCUUUAGUUGGAGUGUGUGUGUGUGUGGUGGAACGCCUGUCUGCGUGUAAACAGCCUGAAGAGUCACUUUAUAUGUUCACAUCACAUCAGUUUGUCCCUGUUAAACAACAGGAAGUGAUGUCAUCCAGUGUCUUUUUAUGGGAUCCAGGGAAAAAAGAAUGGUUAUGCCCUCACAGGUCUGUCUUACCGAUCAUCUCUGCUUAAACACUCAUAAAAUCACACCGAAAACAUGUCCAGGUCACAAUUAACCUCAAAAUCCUCAGAAAAUCAACAUUUAUGAUAUUUUGUCUCAUUUUUGUGACAGUCGAGCACAUUUAAAUGCCUAUUAUUAACCAUUAAUAAUUAAUAACCAUGCUUAAUUGUCACAAAAAUGUCAUAAUGCAAAUGUCAUGUACAUAAUAUAAUUUUUUUACAUUCAAAUAUUUUUUUUGCUUUUCUGUAGAUUUUGGUAUGUAACAUGG
Messenger RNA from Sinocyclocheilus anshuiensis, 1542 nucleotides. Its product is annotated as secretory carrier-associated membrane protein 1-like. Bases 115 to 879 code for a protein of 254 amino acids. Gene Ontology annotation, biological process: protein transport. NCBI's taxonomy places the organism in Eukaryota, Metazoa, Chordata, Actinopteri, Cypriniformes, Cyprinidae. Gene Ontology annotation, cellular component: recycling endosome membrane; trans-Golgi network membrane. The transcript has 7 exons. The record is from RefSeq and is a predicted model, not a curated record.